ACAAGAAACACCCCAUGGCCCCUGUUCAGUCUCUUCCUUUUAUUGCCACAACCUCUCUGGCCAUGUUGCUCCUUUUUGUCCUUCCUCCAGCUGCCCUUUCUCAAGGCCCUGCCACCCAGACACCUCCGACCAUAACCAACUGCGCUUCACGCUUGCUACCACUAUCCCCAUGUGCACCAUUUGUCCAAGGCACAACCCAGUCGCCGGCACAGAUGUGUUGUAUUAACCUCAAGCAGAUCUACAACCAGCAACCUGCUUGCCUUUGCCUCUUGCUUAAUGGCACUACGUUGAGCAAUAUGCCUAUUAACUCCACACUAGCCCUGCAGCUGCCUGUUCUUUGUGGCCUUGAAGCUAACGGCUCUGCCUGUUCUGGGGUACCUGCGCCUGCCGGUUCUCAAGUUUCCUUUGGCUCUAAUGCCAACGCUACUGUUGCUGCUUCUCCUAUGCGGGUUCCAGUGGCACCUACACCGAGCAUGAUGGGACUUGGACUCGGCGGGAGUUCUGGGAUAAUGUUGAAAGCAGGAGGUGAAUUGGUAGUUGUGGCUGCAGUUUCAGUAAUUCUGAUUGCAAUACGUGGAGUCUAACAAUCCAACAUUAGCUUUUUUAAUUCAGUCACUAUCAGUAGGUGAUUAUGGUGUUCCUGGUGAAUUUAACUAGUAAUUACGAUAAGUAUUAGCAUUAAAC
Messenger RNA from Pistacia vera, 684 nucleotides. Its product is annotated as protein YLS3. The coding region runs from base 15 to 584 and encodes 189 amino acids. The record is from RefSeq and is a predicted model, not a curated record. The transcript has 3 exons. Lineage: Eukaryota; Viridiplantae; Streptophyta; Magnoliopsida; Sapindales; Anacardiaceae.